Uloborus diversus is the source of this 1469-nucleotide messenger RNA. RefSeq names its product tyrosyl-DNA phosphodiesterase 2-like. Gene Ontology annotation, biological process: double-strand break repair. Gene Ontology annotation, cellular component: cytoplasm; PML body. Bases 209 to 1303 code for a protein of 364 amino acids. The transcript is spliced from 7 exons. Lineage: Eukaryota; Metazoa; Arthropoda; Arachnida; Araneae; Uloboridae. Gene Ontology annotation, molecular function: single-stranded DNA binding; 5'-tyrosyl-DNA phosphodiesterase activity; protein binding. The record is from RefSeq and is a predicted model, not a curated record.
GCGAACCCCAAAAACCAUGCACUUCGUCUGAUCGGUGAUUUCGUUAUCUGAUGAAUAGCAGUAUUUCACACUACUGCCAUAAUAUUUUCAUUAAUUUUCACGUUAGUGCGAAGAAAAAAAAAACGGUUUCACCGUACUGUUGCAAAUUUACUUGCUUUCUGAUACAUAAUUAUUAGUUAGGAUUAACAGAGUUGUUUCCUGAAGGAAGAUGAGUUCAGACGAAAGCGACAGUGAAGAUAUUCCAGAGGCGUCCGAAUGUCAACUUUUGUGCGAGCAAUUCGCUGAAAUUACUGGUACCGACACUGCAUGUGCCCAGUUUUAUUUACAGGACCGAAAAUGGGGAUUGGAACAAUCUGUGAAUGAUUUUUUCGAAGACAGAAAUAGUAAAGGAGCUGUUCGUGUCAAUGAUAGGCAAGAAGCUGAAGUUGUCGUUGUGGUUGAUGGCAGUAGUAAAGGACUUGCAGCAGCUGCCACAGCAGUUCUUGCAGAAUCUGCUUUAAGCAGAGGAGCAGAAUCUCCUCGUUCAAAGGAAAUGAAACCUUCCUCGACAUUGAAGUUUAUUACAUGGAAUAUUGAUGGCUUGAAUGAAAAAAACUUAAAGUUAAGAACAAAAGCUGUGGCCAAGAAUAUAAUAAGUCAGCAAGCUGAUAUUGUUUUUCUUCAAGAAGUUGUUCCUGAAUCAGCUGAAUAUUUUUUAAAAAGCAUGCAUGACUAUCAUUGUUUAUUUGGAAAUGAAGCUGGCUAUUUUGUAGGAACUCUCUUAAAAAAAUCAACAGUCAAAUAUGAUGAUUUUGAAAUCAUAGAUUUUCCUGACAGUCGAAUGAUGAGAAAUUGUUUGAGAAUAAAGGCAACUUUCCAGAACCUGCCCUUAAUUUUAUUUAACUCUCAUCUUGAAAGUACACCUGAUGGUUCUGAAGAGAGGAAAAAGCAGCUAAAAUCUAUGUUUAAGCAAGUCCUUACAGUUCCAGAAGAUAAAACUGUGAUCUUUGGUGGUGAUUUAAACCUAAGAGAUAAAGAAUUAACAGAACUAGGUAACCUUCCUGCUGGUAUUGAAGAUGUGUGGGUGAUGUGUGGAAGUCGAAAAGAGUGUUCGUACACUUGGGACAUGACUAGAAAUGACAAUCUUGAAUAUAAUAGCAGAUUUAAGCCAAGAUGUCGUUUUGAUCGAGUGUAUAUGCGUGCCAGUUCACCUUCAAAGUUAAAACCUGCAUUUUUUGGGCUUAUUGGAUUAGAAAGGUUAUUGCCUCACAGAUGCUUUCCAAGUGACCAUUGGGGUGUUUUAGCUCAUUUCGAAAUGGAGUAGAAUAGGAGGAAUAACAAUGGUUUCCAAGUUUCAUAUGAAAGUGCAUUUAAUGGUGUCCCAGCUUCAUAUGGAAGUUCAUCUUUCUCUUUUACUCCAUUUUCUUUUAUGUAAAUAUAUCAUAAUCUAUGUAAAUUUUUGUUAUAUUCACAUUUUUUACUAAAUAUUA